UUAGAUUAUAAUCUUAACCUUAGACUACUUGACGCUACAGUUUUAUUAUUCUCAUGUAAUUAUUCGUAUUUGAUUCAGUGCGCGGUUACACUCAAGAACUUGUAGAUUCAUUUAAGCUGAGAUUCGUUUUACAAAUAUGAAAAAUUUGAAAUAUCUGGCAUUUUGCAUUUCAAGAAAUUAUUGUAGUCAAUCUAUUAGACAGAAACAGGAAAUCGCAAAUGCGUUAAUAUCGCACGAAUCAUUCGUCAAAUUUCAAAAUUCUGUACCUGAGAUUGUAAAUACUAUUUUGAUUAAACGAGCUCAUUUGAGUUUAUUAGGAGUUGAAGAUCAUAUUAAAAAGAUUGCUGAUUACGGUUUAUACAAUGGGAACAAAUUAAGUAGCUCCCUUCUGCUGUACACAUAUAAAAAAUUGGAGACUGGAAAAAGUAUGACUGAGCAAUCUCUUUAUUUAGCUCACGUACUCGCUUGGGCGGUGGAAAUGUUUCAUUGUUUAUUUAAUAUUUUGGAUGAUAUGCAAGACAAAACAAAUGCACAAGUUAAAAAUGUGCAUUUGCUCUCAAAUGCCAAAGCCGGUGCUAAUGAUAUGUGCUUAAUUAUAAGUUCUAUAUAUGAAAUGUUGAAUGUACAUUUUUCUGGGAAAACAUUUUUUAGUAAAAUUGUAAAUUUAUUCAAUACGGCAUUCCUGUAUAAGGCGACUGGACAACACUUUGACUUAACAACUUCUAAAGCGAUGAGCGGAAAUACAACACUAUUUACAAUGGAACAAUAUGAUAAUUUUGUUUAUUUAUCAAAUACUUAUUGUUCUUUACAUCUUCCAAUUUAUUUGGGAAUGACAUUGGCCGAUAAAGUAAAUGAAAUGUAUUGUGAAGAUGUACAGGAUAUAUGUACUGAUAUAGGUAAACUAUUACAAAUGCAGGAUGAUUAUCAAAAUUGCUUCGAAGAAAAUGAUAUGAUAUAUAAGAGAGGAACCGAUAUUGAAAAAGGCAAGUGCACAUGGUUGGCAGUUACAGCGCUACAGCGCUGCACACGUCCGCAACGAAUCGUGUUUAAAUCAUGCUACGGUAGUGCUGAACCAGCUCACAUGGAAAGAAUUAAGUUGUUAUACAAACAGCUUAAAUUGCCACAGCUAUACAAAGAACAGCAGAAGGCUACCAGUAAACGUAUAGUGGAGAGAAUGGGGAUGUUAUCAAAAAAUAACAAAGGCGAAACGCUGCCACCUGAAUUGUUUGAGCAUUUCCUGAAACCCAAUAAUGUAGAGUUGUAAGAUAUAAACAACGUGGUGGCAGGCCUAAUAAAGCUAAUAAACCUUUCCAUCCUUACUACAGUAUUAUUAUCUCCGCGACGUGUUACCUUCCGAUACCGUGCUAGUAAAUGUCGCGGAAGAAGUAAAAAAUCAAAUUGAUCCUAUAAGCGGCAAUAAUAUAUUGUUGAAUAAUAACUAUCACAAAUUAUGCUGUAUUAUAUUUAUAUCACUUUACUCAUAUUUUAAACUCGGGGAUGACCGACUAGUUUCGUAUUUAAUAGGAGCCCUUAAUAAUGCGCGCAUGCGCAGCGUUCGUAGUGGUGCAUUCCCGAAUUUAAAACGUGUGUAAAGCCAACAUAAAUAAUUUCAUUAUAUUGUUUUAAGGAUAGCGGCUGUUGUAUAAUUGAAACUAAUUACUACAUUCUAUCAUAGUAUAUUCCAAAAAUAUAAUGUUAUACAUAACAUUGCUUCUAUAUCGAGUUACGUUACAAUGGUUCAGUGGGACUGAACCAAAACGACAUUAGGUACUUACAAAUAAAUGACUCAUAUCAACAACUGCUAAAUUAUAGGUACUUACACAUUAUAAGUAAUGACAUUUUAUAGAAAGAUUAUACAUCUAUACAGGAGCAAUUUAGAAGUAAUCGCACCCAUUCGUUCACAUAGUAGUCUAUAAAAAAAAAAACAAA
This is a messenger RNA of Galleria mellonella (greater wax moth), 1929 nucleotides long. Its product is annotated as farnesyl pyrophosphate synthase-like. NCBI's taxonomy places the organism in Eukaryota, Metazoa, Arthropoda, Insecta, Lepidoptera, Pyralidae. Gene Ontology annotation, cellular component: cytoplasm. Gene Ontology annotation, biological process: trans, trans-farnesyl diphosphate biosynthetic process. The transcript has 6 exons. The record is from RefSeq and is a predicted model, not a curated record. Gene Ontology annotation, molecular function: dimethylallyltranstransferase activity; (2E,6E)-farnesyl diphosphate synthase activity. Bases 137 to 1264 code for a protein of 375 amino acids.